This is a messenger RNA of Striga hermonthica, 291 nucleotides long. Lineage: Eukaryota; Viridiplantae; Streptophyta; Magnoliopsida; Lamiales; Orobanchaceae. The record is from the annotation of a GenBank genome assembly.
AUGGCCCCUCAGGGUGACGAGGCGCCGCCGUUUCUAAGGUACAUACCGGAGGUGGUGCUGAAGAAAAGGAAAAACAACGAGGAAUGGGCAAUCAAGAGAAAGCUGCAGGUACAGGAACGGGCCAAACGCCACAGGCCCGACAGCUCUUUCAUCAAGAAGCCCGAGCAGUUUAUUCGCGAGUAUCGAGACCAGGAAUUGGACUUCGUGCAGAUGAAGAGUAGGGUUGCCCGAAAAAGAUGGGCCUCGGCCGCGGCACAAUCUAAGCUUCUAUUCGUCAUACGCAUAAUCUAA